Babesia bovis T2Bo is the source of this 1686-nucleotide messenger RNA. Its product is annotated as tetratricopeptide repeat (TPR) domain containing protein. The transcript has 5 exons. Bases 16 to 1656 code for a protein of 546 amino acids. Lineage: Eukaryota; Apicomplexa; Aconoidasida; Piroplasmida; Babesiidae. Gene Ontology annotation, molecular function: Hsp90 protein binding. The record is from RefSeq and is a predicted model, not a curated record.
AAUUAGUUAGUCAUAAUGGCAGAUCAUAAGCAGCUUGGAAAUGAAGCCUUUAAGGCUGGAAGGUUCCUUGAUGCAGUGCAACACUUCACUGCGGCAAUUCAAGCUAAUCCCUCUGAUGGAAUCCUGUAUUCUAAUCGAUCCGGAGCUUACGCUUCAUUACAGAGAUUUCAAGAGGCACUAGACGAUGCCAAUCAGUGCGUAUCACUGAAACCAGAUUGGCCUAAAGGUUACUCAAGAAAGGGUCUUGCUUUAUACAAACUAGGACGUUUACAAGAGGCUAGAACUGCAUAUCAAGAAGGGUUAAAGAUAGAUCCAGCUAAUGAGCCCUUGAUGUCGGGGUUACGCGAAGUUGAAAGUGCAUCUGACCCUGAGUUCAUGUACCUUUCAGCAGCCAUGUCGCAAUUGGUGGCUACUAACCCCAAGCUGCAGCAAUACCAGCAACAGGACCCAUCAUACGUCAUGAAUCUGUGCAGGAUGAUUAGCGGUUUGAAAACAAACCCUCAAAGCCUCCAGCAUGUGAUGAUGGACCCCAAUCCAGCCAUCAGGGAAGGAAUCAUGGCCUACAUUCAGAUGGCUUCGGGUAUGCCUCAACCUGAGGAGACACCUGAACCUCCUCAGCCAAAACAGCCCGAAAAGAAAGAGGAACCAAAGCCUAAGGAGGAACCCCUCUCUGAGGACCAGCAGAAAGCUAAGGAGUACAAAGAGGAAGGUAACAAGCUCUACAAGCAAAAGCGCUUCGAGGAGGCACUGGAAAUGUAUAAGAAAGCUAUAGAACAUGACCCUGAUAACCUAUUGUUGGAGAACAAUAAGGCCGCGGUGUACCUGGAGAUGGGUGAUUACGCCAAGUGCAUUGCCACUUGCAAUGCAGCUAUCGACCGCCGAUAUGAAGUCAAGGCUGAUUUCUUAGUAAUUUCAAAGAUCUAUAAUCGUCUGGGAUCGUGCUACACAAAGAUGGAGGACUAUGACGCCGCGCUGGCCGCUUAUCAGAAAUCACUCCUUGAGGACAACAACAGGAACACGCGCUGCGCUAUGAACGAGGUUGAGCGUCUGAAGGAAAAGAAAGAGCGUGAAGCAUACAUCGACCCUCAGAAAGCAGAGGAACACCGCGAAAAGGGAAAUGCAUUCUUCAAGAAAUUCCAAUUCCCUGAGGCCAAGAAGGAGUAUGAUGAGGCUAUUCGCCGCAACCCAUCAGACAUCAAGCUGUACACCAACAGGGCAGCCGCACUUACCAAGCUGGGCGAGUACCCGAGUGCAUUGGCAGACUGUAACAAGGCUGUUGAAAUGGACCCUACUUUUGUGAAGGCAUGGGCUAGGAAGGGAAACCUUCACGUACUGCUGAAGGAGUAUAGCAAGGCCUUGGAAGCCUAUGACAAGGGUUUGGCAUUGGAUCCCAAUAAUCAAGAAUGCAUCACCGGGAAGUACGACUGCAUGGCCAAGAUUCAAGCCAUGUCGCAGUCUGGAACAGUCGAUGAGGAACAGUACCGCCAGGCUAUGGCUGACCCCGAGGUCCAACAGAUGCUGGGUGACCCACAGUUCCAGAUAAUACUCAAGCGUCUGUCGGAGAACCCAGCAGCAAUGAAUGAGUACCUCAGCGAUCCUAAGAUAGCAAAAGGUAUACAGAAACUAAUGGCUUGCGGUAUACUGCGUACAGCUUGAACAUCGAAAAUAUUUUAAUGUCAUAUGCGA